AUGUCUGCUCUAGAUAUCAACAACCUACAGAACUCCUUCCAAGAAGCUUUCAACUUAUCUGGAUCUCCAGGUGCUGUUUCCACUUCUCCUACACAAUCUUUUAUGAACUCGUUACCACAACGUUUAAGCGCAGCAAAGCAACAAAAAGUGCUAAAACCUUUCUCUACAGGUGACAUUAAGAUACUUCUGUUAGAGAACGUUAACGAGACUGCCAUUUCCAUCUUCAAGCAACAAGGUUACCAAGUUGAAUUCCACAAAUCUUCUCUUCCAGAAGAAGAACUAAUUGAAAAGAUUAAAGACGUUCACGCCAUUGGUGUUAGAUCAAAAACGAAAUUAACAAAGAAAGUUCUUGAACAUGCUAAAAAUCUAGUGUGUAUUGGUUGUUUCUGUAUUGGUACUAACCAAGUCGAUUUGGAUUUCGCCGCUAAUAAGGGGAUUGCUGUCUUCAAUUCUCCCUUCUCUAACUCUAGAUCCGUCGCUGAACUAUUAAUUGCUCAAGUUAUUACUUUAGCUAGACAAGUUGGUGACAGAUCAAUAGAAUUACAUACUGGUACUUGGAAUAAGGUUUCUGCCAGAUGUUGGGAAGUUAGAGGUAAGACAUUAGGUAUCAUUGGGUAUGGUCAUAUCGGUAGUCAAGUCUCUGUCCUUGCGGAAGCAAUGGGUAUGCAUGUCAUCUAUUACGAUAUUGUCACCGUCAUGGCUUUAGGUACAUCUAAACAAGUUCCAACUUUGGAUGAAUUAUUAAACAAGGCUGAUUUUGUCACUUUGCAUGUUCCAGAAACUCCUGAAACUAAAAAUAUGUUGUCUGCCCCACAAUUCGCCGCUAUGAAAGAUGGUGCUUAUGUUAUUAAUCUUUCAAGAGGUACCGUGGUGGAUAUCCCAUCUUUAAUCCAAGCUAUGAAGGUUAAUAAGAUUGCCGGUGCUGCCAUCGACGUUUAUCCAAAUGAACCUGCCAAGAAUGGUGCUGGUUCAUUUAAUGAUGAUUUGAACAAAUGGACUUCUGAAUUGGUUUCAUUACCAAAUAUCAUCUUGACUCCACAUAUCGGUGGUUCUACUGAAGAAGCUCAAAGUGCCAUUGGUAUCGAAGUCGGUAACGCUUUGACCAAGUACAUCAAUGAAGGUAACUCUGUUGGUUCAGUCAAUUUCCCAGAGGUUUCCUUGAGAUCAUUGGAUUUGGAUCAAGAAAACACAGUUCGUGUAUUAUAUAUCCAUCAAAAUGUUCCAGGUGUCUUAAAGACUGUUAACAAUAUCUUAUCUAACCAUAACAUCGAGAAACAAUUUUCCGAUUCUAAUGGUGAUAUUGCUUACUUGAUGGCCGAUAUUUCUCAAGUUAAUCAAAGUGAUAUUAAGAACAUUUACGAUGAAUUAAAUCAAACCUCUUCCAAGAUCUCUAUUAGACUACUAUAUUAA
Molecule: messenger RNA, 1410 nt
Organism: Naumovozyma castellii
Lineage: Eukaryota; Fungi; Ascomycota; Saccharomycetes; Saccharomycetales; Saccharomycetaceae
Gene: SER3
Product: phosphoglycerate dehydrogenase SER3
Exons: 1
Coding region: 1-1410 (469 amino acids)
Source: RefSeq, a predicted model, not a curated record